Molecule: messenger RNA, 1102 nt
Organism: Sesamum indicum (sesame)
Lineage: Eukaryota; Viridiplantae; Streptophyta; Magnoliopsida; Lamiales; Pedaliaceae
Product: defective in cullin neddylation protein
Biological process (GO): protein neddylation
Cellular component (GO): ubiquitin ligase complex
Molecular function (GO): cullin family protein binding; ubiquitin-like protein binding; ubiquitin conjugating enzyme binding
Source: RefSeq, a predicted model, not a curated record
GAAAAUUAAAAAACAGUAGAAGGAAUCCAUUCCCCCAAAAAGAAGAAAAUAAUAAAAUAGAAAAAGGGGGGACUGUUUGGCGACUCAGAGCGAGGGAAUCUAGCGAUUAAUCAAACCCUAGUUCAAUCGCUCUGGUGAUUCUGGCUCAAAUUCUUUGAUAUUUGGAUCAAAUCUCGAUCAUUUUGGGAUUUCUCUGUGUUUUCUCAAUAUGAACAAGUUGGGUAGAGGGCAGCGUGACAAAGUGCAGCAAUUCAUGUCAAUUACUGGGGCGAGUGAGAAAGUUGCUAUCCAUGCCCUGAAGUCCAGUGAUUGGCAAUUUGAAGGAGCAUUUGACAUAUUUUACAGCCAUCCCCAACUUAAGUCAGUUGCUGACACAAGGCAUUUAGAGGAGCUUUACAACAGAUACAAAGAUCCUUAUGCUGAUAUGAUUUUGGCUGAUGGAAUCACUCUCCUGUGCAAUGACCUUCAGGUUGAUCCUCAAGAUAUUGUCAUGUUGGUGGUCUCAUGGCAUAUGAAGGCUGCUACCAUGUGUGAAUUCUCAAAGCAGGAGUUCAUUGGUGGAUUACAAUCUCUUGGGAUAGAUUCACUCGAGAAGUUCAGAGAAAGAAUCCCGUUUAUGCGUUCUGAACUGAAAGAUGAACAAAAGUUCAGGGAGAUCUAUAACUUUGCAUUUGGCUGGGCAAAAGAGAAGGGUCAGAAGUCCUUGGCAUUGGAUACUGCAAUUGGAAUGUGGCAGUUGCUAUUUGCAGAAAAGCAAUGGCCGUUAGUGGAUCAUUGGUGCCAGUUCUUGCAGGCACGGCAUAACAAAGCAAUUUCUCGUGAUACCUGGUCCCAGCUACUGGAGUUUGCAAGGACAGUGGAUCCUGCAUUGUCAAACUAUGAUCCAGAUGGGGCUUGGCCGUAUCUGAUUGAUGAAUUUGUUGACUACUUGACUGAAAAUGACAUAAUUCGGAAGGGCAAGUUGAGUGAUUGGAGCUACAAACAUUGACCAAUCUCGGAGCUGUGUAUUAAUUCGUUCUCUGCUUUCUUUUAGAUUGAUAAUGUAAAAUUCAAAAAAAAAAACAAAAACAAGAAAAAAAAAAAAACAAAAGACGAACAUAAA